ACAACAAAUACAAAACGGAGACAGUUCAUAAAGUGUGAUUUGUUUAUGGAGAAACAUUGGUAAAAAUAAAAGGUCGCAACUGUUACGUCAUGUGUCUCGCGAAGCUGCACUACUUUCACUUUCAUGUAUCAGGAAGAAGAAGAAGAAGAAGAAGAAGAAGAAGAAGAAGAAGAAGAAGAAGAAGAAGAAGAAGAAGAAGAAGAAGAAGAAGAAGAAGAAGAAGAAGAAGAAGAAGAAGAAGAAGAAGCAGCGUUUAACGUACCAGCAGGUCAAGGGAGAAGACGGUCAAAAUGGCAAACAAUGAUGUUCCAGAGGACAUGGAAGUGGACGAGAAUAAUUUCCAGCCGACUCCAAGCCCAACACCUACUGAUACGUCCACUAAGGCUCUCAUGGCUUCAUCACAGGACAAAGAUGGCGUUCAAGCCAUUCUCUCUUUUAAGUGGUCAGAAGAUGUUCCACUGCAGAAAUGUCAUCACAAACUGCAGAAAGUUCUGCAGACUUGGUCCCACAUCAACAAUCUCGAUGCAGAUUUCAAAGUUUCAAAAGUCUCAGAAGAUGAUAAAGUUGAGAUACGUCUUACACCGGCUUCAGGCAAACCCAUUCCUGCGAGUGAGCUUCAGAAACUUAGUGGACAAGCACUGCACGGGAAAGAUGGGAAAACAGUCACAAUACUGUCUGUUACUCUGACACCGCUACAGCUUGAGACACAACAACCAUCAACGAACCUUCCUCCUUCACCAGAUGUAGAUGUGCCACCGGAGGAGCAGAGCAGUUCAGUUUCGACAGAAGAAGAGAAGAAAGAAGAAGUGGCAUGCAGUCUCUCAGUGGGCCCUUUCUGGUAUGUGAGCCACAUCUACAAGAAGGAAGUGGAACGUAUAGAGAAAGAGAAUGGUGUUAAAAUCACAGCAGAUGUAAAAAUUACAUUUGAAGCGACGAAAGAUGGAAACCCAGAAAAAGCUCUCUCUGAGUUUACAAGCCUCGUCCAGAAGUACUCAAGCGAUUUAGAAGCCUCACAUAUUCCUCUCAAGCAUGUAGAUCCAGAAGAGGUGAAGGAAGUGAUGAAGAUCGCUCAGAGGGAGGGGAGCAAGCUUUUGUUCACUCUAACGCCUGAAGAAAUUAUCUCAUGGGGGCCAAGACAAAGUCAAGAUACCUUCAGAAAGUCAACACAGAAAAUGUUAAAUAUCAGCACUUCUGUUGUAGAGUCUGGAGAGGUGUCUCAAGACACAUCACAGAACAUUGGCAUGAGCAUCAAAGACCCUCUGGUCAAUGCUGGGCUAACCAUGGAGGAGAACUACUGGAAGCUGAUGACUACCUCCUACCUAAAACAAGUAGCUAAGAUCAAAACUAAGUUUGGUGUUGAUUUUAAAGAAUCCGGCAUCAGUCAGGGCAAAGUUGAAGUCAAAGUUUGCUACAAAAGAUCUGGAGAAAAUGCGUCAAUGGAGAGCCACGCUCUCAGAGCCCUUCUUCAUCUGUACCAGAAGAUUGCCACAUCACCCCUGAACUUCAGCCAUCUCGCUGGUGCCACUGGGUUUAGAGGUUCACCAGAAAACCUGAGCAAAGCUGGUCCAUCAGAGGGAGGAACUGUGUGGAAUGGAACAUCCGGAAACAACACUGAAGCACCCACAGGAGGGGGAGCAACUGCAGGAGAUAAUCAAGAGGACAACUGUUCUAUAUGCUUGGAUACAUUUCAAAAUAAAAAACAGCUUAAAUGUAAGCAUGAGUUUUGUGAGGCUUGCCUGGAACAGUCAAAAGCAUCCAUGGGACCCACCUGUCCUCUUUGCAAAUAUGUAUUUGGGAUGAUGGAGGGAGACCAGCCCGAUGGAAAAAUGACAACGGAGAAGAGAACCUUCCAUCUCGAUGGAUACCGAGGCUGCGGCACUAUCGUCAUCAACUAUAUCAUUCCAGAAGGAACACAGACGGCAAAGCAUCCACAUCCUGGAAAGUACCUUUCUUCUUGUAACAGAACAGCCUACUUGCCAGACAACAAAGAGGGCAGAGAAGUGCUGCACCUGUUGGAGAAAGCGUUUAAGCAGAAGCUAAUUUUCACAGUUGGGACGUCCAGAACAUCAGGGAUGGAUGACGUGGUGACCUGGAACAACAUUCACCACAAGACAAACACUUUUGGAGGACCACACAAUUUUGGGUAUCCUGACCCUCACUACCUGGACAUAGUCAGAGAGGAGCUGAAGGCUAAAGGCAUCGAGUGAAGACUUCCAUAUGAAGUUACAGAGGAGAGUUAUUUUCUCACUAAAAUAAUAAUUAUGUAAAACAAUCAUUACUUUAAUGCUCUUACUGUUGUAUUGCAUGCCGUCUUUUCUUCUCUUGUUAUUCUUUUAAUUAUUAGUAAGGGUUGCUUUGAGUUUAUAGCUUAUCAAUAUGUAUCAUCUUCACAUAUAUAGUAUAACUUUCUUUGAUGAAGGAUAUCCUACAUUUUUGGAAAAACAAUUCAAACAUGGAUGUCGAGUAAAACAGAGUGGUGUCAUCAUUAGUUAAAAGCUUAAAUAAAAAGGUGAGUUUUAAGAAGUGAUUUAAACAAUAUCACUGAUUCUGCCAGCCUCAGAUACUCAAUUAAUUCUUAAACAGGCAGGUAGCCAGUGAAGAGAGAUUAAAACAGGGUGAUUUGAUCUAGCCUUUUGGUAUUUGUUAAAGUCUUGCAUUUCGCACAAGUCUAAGGCAAAAUAUAGAUUAUCGGCCUAACAGUAAUCGAGACGAGAACAGAUACUAGCGUGGAUGACUGUCUUCAAAUCAGACCGGGAUAUGAAGGACUGGAUUUUUUUUAAAUGAUACGUAACUAAUAAAAACAUGAUUGAAUAACUUUUGUGAUUGCAGGUUUUAUCUUUGAGGAGAGGGAGCCGAGAUGUAUUUGCGGGGACGGGGUUGGUUUAGGAUGGCCAGAAAUGAGUACUUCUGAUUUCUGUCAUUUAACUGGAGAAAGUGAUGUGCCAUCCAGCAUUUUAUUUAUUGUAUCACUGCAGUACACAUAUUUGUGCAUCAUCAGCAUAGCAGUGAUAUAAAAUAUUGUGUUUUUGUAUGAUAUGUCCUAGUGGCAGCAUGUAGAUGGAAAAUAAUAAUGGCCCAAGAAUAAAACCUUAUUAUUACCUUAACCAGUAUAAGAAUGACAUUGGCAUAUAUAAAUCAAACUGUCUACAGUACAUAUAAUUAAUUUACAAUUUCCCAAAUAAAUGAUUAAACCAA
This is a messenger RNA of Gymnodraco acuticeps, 3195 nucleotides long. RefSeq names its product E3 ubiquitin-protein ligase DTX3L-like. Bases 291 to 2207 code for a protein of 638 amino acids. The transcript is spliced from 8 exons. Gene Ontology annotation, biological process: protein ubiquitination; Notch signaling pathway. NCBI's taxonomy places the organism in Eukaryota, Metazoa, Chordata, Actinopteri, Perciformes, Bathydraconidae. The record is from RefSeq and is a predicted model, not a curated record. Gene Ontology annotation, molecular function: metal ion binding.